Messenger RNA from Grus americana (Whooping crane), 1827 nucleotides. It is a transcript of the gene PDGFB, whose product is annotated as platelet derived growth factor subunit B. The record is from RefSeq and is a predicted model, not a curated record. The transcript has 8 exons. Gene Ontology annotation, molecular function: platelet-derived growth factor receptor binding; growth factor activity. Gene Ontology annotation, cellular component: membrane. Lineage: Eukaryota; Metazoa; Chordata; Aves; Gruiformes; Gruidae. The coding region runs from base 796 to 1617 and encodes 273 amino acids. Gene Ontology annotation, biological process: positive regulation of protein autophosphorylation; positive regulation of cell migration; positive regulation of cell population proliferation.
GGCUAUUUUUACUCCAGCUCAGCAAGCUUCCUUCUCGCUGCUGCCACCGCCGCUCGCUGCAGACCCAGGGGCAAAGGAUGGGAGUGCGGGAGGCAGCAGCGGCUCCGCUCUGAGGCUUGUCAAGGCUCAGCGCACGCACGCACACACACACAAGCAACCCUGAGCGAAAACGUUUGCUUCUCACCUGUCUCCAAACCCAAAGCAAACCUUACCUCCAAGCAAACCACCAACACUUCGAACGAGAAGGCACCCGAGCCAGAAUUUAACGCAAGGGGAAGAAAUUCAAUGUACGCUAGCAACUUUUCGCUAAAAAGCAAGCGGGCGUAAGGAAGAAAAGGAGCAUUUUAAGAAAAUGACACCUUAAGGAAGAAUAUUUUAUUUUUGGAUUCCGUAACAAACUUUGGAAAAAGUUUUUUUUUAAUUAUUGUUAUUAUUUUGCGCAUCUUUUUCUAAGAACAUUGAGUCGUUGUUACCUGUAUGUAAAAUCUUUUACAUACAUAUAUUUUAAAAAGGAGGACAAUCAAGAGGAAAAAUAUCAUGUGGACCACCUAGCAAAAGGCAAUACCGAAGCAUCCCUUGCGGCGAGGGGAACGCAGACUCUGGAUGCUUAUAAUUUCGAGGGACUGCAUUUUCUUUCCACCGGGCUUAUGAGAUAGCACAGAGACAGGCAAGUCACCGAGAAUUCCUUGUGUCUCCCCUCACGACCAGCACCACCACCUCCUCUUCCAAGGGUUCCUGCAACUCUCCCACCAGCAGCCCGGCUCGGAGGGGAAAUGAGAACGCGCGGCGCCCUCGAUGCCUGAGGCCGGGCGGCCACGGGGCUGUCUGCGGGAAGCGCUUCCCUCCCGGGGCUCACCGUCCAUGUGCCCGCAGCCGGCGGGGUCUGAAGUCGGGAUGAAUUUCGGCGUGGUCUUCGCCUUCGUCCUCUCUCUGCCCCUGGCCCGCCUGGAGGGGGACCCGAUACCUGAAGACAUUUAUGAGAUUUUGGGCGGCAGCUCAGUGCGCUCCAUCAGUGACCUCCAGCGUGCCCUGCGGAUAGACUCCGUAGAGGAGGAUAGCUCGAGCCUGGACUUGAAUGCAACUCAGACUGGUCAAAACCCUGUGGCUCUGUCUCGAGAGCGACGAAGCCUAGAUGCUCUGACAGCAGCAGAGCCAGCUGUCCUGGCGGAGUGCAAGACACGGGCAGUGGUCUUUGAAAUCUCCCGCAACAUGGUAGACAGCACCAACGCCAACUUUGUGGUGUGGCCACCCUGCGUGGAGGUGCAGCGCUGCUCCGGGUGUUGCAACAACCGCAACGUUCAGUGUCGCCCCACGCAGAUUCGCGUCCGGCACGUCCAGGUGAACAAGAUCGAAUUUGUCCAGAGGAAGCCAAAAUUCAAAAAAGUCGUUGUGCCUUUGGAGGACCAUGUGCAGUGUCGGUGUGAAGCGGUGUCCCGUCAGUCCCCCAGGAACAGCCGGCCAGGGCCACGUGAACAGAGACGCUUGUCACCAUCGUUCACCACAGCCGCUGUCUCACAGAGGCAGCGAGUACGCCGGCCGCCGGCGCAGAAGAGGAAACAUAAGAAGUACAAGCAUGUCAACGAUAAGAAAGUGCUGAAAGAAAUCCUCAUAGCAUAGAAGUGCUGGCAGGGGAGAGAGAGCACAAAGCAGGUUUAUUUAAUAUAUUUGCUGUAUUGCCCCCAUGGGGUCCUUGGAGUGAUAACUUUUCCUUUUCGUCCGUCUGCCUCGACGUCUGAUUCAGACGGCAAUUGGUGCUUCCCUUUCCAUCAGCGGACCUUCUCCCACCAAAGCCUCUCCCUUCUUUCAUUUAUUAGCAUCAUUUUAAAG